This is a messenger RNA of Cladophialophora bantiana CBS 173.52, 219 nucleotides long. RefSeq lists its product as uncharacterized. The transcript is spliced from 2 exons. NCBI's taxonomy places the organism in Eukaryota, Fungi, Ascomycota, Eurotiomycetes, Chaetothyriales, Herpotrichiellaceae. The record is from RefSeq and is a predicted model, not a curated record. The coding region runs from base 1 to 219 and encodes 72 amino acids.
AUGUCUGGUAUCAAAUCAAAGGGCGGAGCGUCAAUUGAGGAGAGUGAUACAGUCAGGACGCCUGUCGAGCAGACCGUCACAAGCGAAAAUCAGGCCAAGGAGGCGCGGGACGACGUCAAAGGAGCAGGGCACGCGCCCGCCGUGGUCUUCACGGACCAGAACAACAAGAAGGGUGCGCACAAGCCAGGUACAGUGACGGACUUGGACAAGGAGAGCUGA